ACAUAUAAUGGUUAUAAUGGUUAUGUGACAAUCUACAAACACUACCUAGAAAUGCAUUUAAAUGAUCUCAUGUUUUGUAAUUUAAAAUUAGUUAUAUAUAUAACACGUUGUAUAAAACCCAUUUAUAUUUAUAAACCUUAAAAGAUUCUGAUUUGAUGCAAGAUAUGGGGGUGACUAAAUCUCAGUAUAAUCCACUGAAAUCGUCAAAAUUUCGGGGUUUUAGCAACAAAUUCCACUCAAUUCUCCAUCUUUUUCUUUUAAAUAAGAAACACCACUAUAUCAAUAACACAAAGCCUAAUAAAAAAAUUUAGGGCAGAAUUUAGUUUACUCAUCAAAAUGUCUCUUCUUUCACAUCUCAUCAACCUCAAUGUCCCUACAGAGAAGAUCAUUGCUGAAUACAUAUGGAUUGGUGGAUCAUCUGGUAUGGACCUAAGAAGCAAAGCCAGGACCCUUCCUGGACCUGUUGAUGAUCCUUCAAAGCUACCAACAUGGAAUUAUGAUGGAUCAAGUACCAAUCAAGCUCUUGGAGAGGACAGUGAAGUCAUUCUAUAUCCUCAAGCAAUAUAUAAAGAUCCAUUUAGGAGAGGCAACAACAUUCUUGUGAUGUGUGAUUCGCGCACACCAAAAGGAGAACCUAUCCCUAGCAAUACGCGUCACAAUGCCGCAAAAAUAUUUACCCAUUCUGAUGUCGUUGCAGAAGAACCAUGGUUUGGUAUAGAGCAGGAGUACACUUUGCUACAAAAAGAUGUGAACUGGCCGCUAGGAUGGCCUAUUGGAGGGUACCCUCGACCACAAGGGCCAUACUAUUGUGGUACUGGUGCCGAUAAGGCAUUUGGUCGGGACAUUGUUGAUGCACAUUACAAGGCUUGUCUAUAUGCCGGUAUUAAUAUCAGUGGCGUCAAUGGCGAAGUUAUGCCCGGCCAGUGGGAAUUUCAAGUUGGCCCGUGUGUUGGCAUUUCUGCUGGUGAUCAAGUUUGGGUGGCUCGUUACAUUUUAGAGAGGAUAACAGAGAUGGCCGGAGUGGUUCUUUCUUUCGACCCGAAACCUGUUCCUGGUGAUUGGAAUGGAGCGGGUGCUCACGUGAACUAUAGUACAAAGACAAUGAGAGCCGAUGAAGGUUAUCAGGAUAUAAAAAAGGCAAUUGAAAAGCUUGGGAAAAGGCAUAAGGAACAUAUUGUUGCGUAUGGCGAAGGCAAUGAACGUCGACUAACCGGGAAACAUGAAACCGCUGAUAUGAGUAACUUCUCAUGGGGUGUCGCAAAUCGUGGGGCAUCCGUUAGGGUUGGAAGAGAGACGGAGAAAGCGAAAAAAGGUUAUUUCGAGGACAGGAGGCCAUCAUCGAAUAUGGAUCCUUAUGUCGUGACUUCAAUGAUUGCUGAGACAACCAUCAUUUGGAAACCUUAAACUGAUGUUUGUUUGGCCGGUGAAUCAUUUGGAAGCCUUAGUAGUUUUAUUAGUUGUUUAGUUUGACUUUAUUUGACUCAUCUUUAGACAUGAAUGGGGUACAUACAACUAAAACCAUGUUUUUUUAUCUGGGUUUUGUAUCUUAUGCUUUUUAUUAUUUGAAACUAUUGUUUUUUUUUUUUUUUUUUUGGAAAACAGACGGUGAAGAAAACUGAGACAAUUUAGUUUAAUGCUUUUUUAAUUAAACUUGUUACUAUGUGGACUAAAUAUGGCUUUUUGUUUCCAUCCCUAAGUUGAACCCAAGGUCUUGCUCAGUUAUUCAAGAUAGGAUUAUUAAAAGUUUAAAUUAAGUCAAACUUAAACCAGCUUAAUGUCACGGAGUAAUUCUUUUGACUCACGUGCAACACUUAGGGGGUGUAUAUUUUUUUGUGAAAAGCACUUCAUAACCUCUUAUGUCUGCCCCACGCAGACCACGCUCAAUGUCACGGAGUAAUUCUUUUGACUCACGUGCAACACUUAAGGGGUGUAUGUUUUUUUGUGAAAAGCACUUCAUAACCUCUUAUGUCUGCCCCACACAGACCACGCGCAGACUUUGAGUCUGCAGCGUGUUUGUUUUUUGAAAGUGAUCUAAUUAAAAAAGUUGUUCUAUACCUCUUCCUCGCGCAGACUUGGACUCACAUCUUCAAGGCUCUUCUCCUCUUUGCGCUUUCAAAACACAAUCUCAAAACCCUAGCAUCCUUCUCCAGCCGACACCUCCACCUCCUCCGCCACCCCCACAUCUCCGUCGACCC
Molecule: messenger RNA, 2195 nt
Organism: Helianthus annuus (common sunflower)
Lineage: Eukaryota; Viridiplantae; Streptophyta; Magnoliopsida; Asterales; Asteraceae
Product: glutamine synthetase nodule isozyme-like
Exons: 11
Coding region: 337-1404 (355 amino acids)
Cellular component (GO): cytoplasm
Molecular function (GO): glutamine synthetase activity
Source: RefSeq, a predicted model, not a curated record